AUGUUUAGAGGCACAGUAAGAAAAACUAUUCCAUUAUUUGCAUUUGCAGUAGGUGCAGCCGCAUUCCCCAAAGAUUGGAGAAAAGGCCAAUUUUCAACUGAUCGCAAGCUCAAUCAUAUCAAUGAUUCUGUCAUCCAUCAAAUUGAAGCUACUGAUGAAUACAAGAAACUAGUAUCCAACUCCAAUAUCAGACAUUAUACUUCGAGCAAAUCUUUUCCUGAGCAACACCGUAACAACUAUAUCAACACGGGGAUUUUGUUUGGACCAGAUUUAAUGGAAAUUGAUCCACUUGUAUUUGUCAAUGAGACUACAGGAGAAUUGACCAGCUUUUAUCAUUUAGGAGAUAAAUUGAUAAGUCAAGAUGGCCAAAUACACAAUGGUAUUAUUUCAACUAUUUUGGAUGAAGGAUUAUGCUCUGCUGGAUUUAGUAAACUACCUUCAAAAAGAGGCGUCACUGCCAGUUUACUGAUUGAUUUCAAAAAUCAAGCACCACCACAGAGUACAGUUGUAUUACAUUCAAAAGUGAAAGAAGCAAAGGGAAGAAAAGUUGUUAUUGAGGGUUAUUUGGAAACGUUGGUCGAUAAAGGAGAGCCAUUGUUGGUUGCCAAAGCAAAUUGUGUACUUGUUGAACCCCGAUGGUUCAAGUAUUUCUCAUGGUUGCAAAUCUGA
Molecule: messenger RNA, 669 nt
Organism: Lodderomyces orthopsilosis Co 90-125
Lineage: Eukaryota; Fungi; Ascomycota; Pichiomycetes; Serinales; Debaryomycetaceae
Exons: 1
Coding region: 1-669 (222 amino acids)
Source: RefSeq, a predicted model, not a curated record